AUGGCUGCUGCGGCGCGGCGUCAACCUUCCGACGUUGUCACCUUUGCUCUCCUCCUUGCUUCUCUCCUCCCCGCCACUCUUGCGCGGAAUCCUCUUCCCGACAACGUCUAUUUUGCCGACGAUGACGUCAUCGGCUCAUAUUGCGAGGUCAUACUUGGCGCGCCAUCAGACCCCUUCUCUUCGGUUGACGUCUGCCUGAAGGUGCAUCGGUGA
This is a messenger RNA of Closterium sp. Naga37s-1, 213 nucleotides long. The record is from the annotation of a GenBank genome assembly. NCBI's taxonomy places the organism in Eukaryota, Viridiplantae, Streptophyta, Zygnematophyceae, Desmidiales, Closteriaceae.